AUGAGUACCACGGCAGUCACUCUCUUCGCAGGACCAGGGACACUGCACUGUGCUCCUCCACUCCGUAACGGCAACGGAAACAUCCUCUUCCGCUACGUCGUCGACGGCACAAUUCGCACCCUCUCAAACACCAACUCUCCGAACAAAGAAUCCUUCAAGGGCCUCUUGUACGUACCCAGUAUCAGCGAUGCCGCCUGCAACAAUCUCACAGCACCCUACAUCCCCCUCAACGCAACCCGGCGCAUCGAUUUACCUGCUGACAGUCACGACACAAUUGGUCUCGCGCCAUGGGUGAGCCGCGAGUGCACACGCGCCUACCUCUCCGCAUCACGGCAAGAUGACGUCCAGGCCCUAAUAUUUUACCAACCCGAAAGCCGGGAUUCCGGCAAACCGGCACCCUCAGACAGUCCGAUCUGGGAUUUGGGGGAUGCCGGGCAAUGGAAGAAAGAGAAUGAUUACUCCGUAUAUGCCAUCCCAGGCACAGCGGGGACGAAUUUGAUGCACCAGCUUGAGCAGUAUGGUGGGCAUGGAAAUGGGAGUGAUGCACAGACUAUAGCGGAGUGCGCGAGGUUAUACGCUCUGGUGGACUUGGAACCAGACCAAUCCUCCAACGCACCCGGUAUAUGGGUCUUUAUCCUCGCCAUCAUGGGUGCGAUAGUGCUCAUGGUGGUUUUUGCAUUCAUCACUUUACGACAUGUGCAGAGGAAAAGGAGAGAGUCGUUGCAGCGACGGCUUGUGUCCGGGGAGGUGGAUUUGGAGUACCUGGGGAUUAAACGGCUUGUUGUGCCGCCGCAUAUUCUGUCCGCGUUGCCGGUUUAUGUAUAUCCAGGACAGGAGAGUGAGCAGGCGGAAGCGUUGAAAGAGAAGGGGACGCCCGAGAAUGCAAGCGAAGAGUCGAAUGAUACAGAAGUCAAAGUUACUGAGACAGAAAUCGACAGCACCAACAAACCCUCUUCGUCAACCCUCACCCUAGUCGCCGACCAGCAAGACGAGACCCUCUCCUCCAUCCUCUCCGAAAUACUUCCCUCAGCGACCGCACCAACCCACCGCGCCGUGGGAAAACGUCGGCGACCAGUCUCCAGCCAAACCUUAACUCUGACCUUCUCUCAACACACCUGCGCCAUCUGCCUCGACGACUUCGUCGCCGGAAACUCACUCAUUCGCGAACUGCCGUGUACACACAUCUUCCAUCCAGAGUGUAUUGACACAUUCCUCGCGCGGGACGGUAGUACAUGUCCCGUUUGUAAACAUAGUGUAUUACCAGAGUCGUUUGUGGAGGAGCAGAUCGGUGCGUUGUUGGUGCGGAGGGCGGAGAGAAGUAGGAGGAGGAGGUUGAGGCGCAGACAUCGCCAUCACCACCAUGGUCGUGGUCGUGAGCGGAUCUAUGUGGGGAGUCCGGUGUAUGAGAAUCAGGAUGUACCAUUUUCGCCGUCUUCAACGUCUUCAUCGGGGGCAGGCAUUAUGGAUAGAUUCCGUGCUUGGUUGGCGAGGGAUUAUGAUGACGAGCGAAGCCCAGGUUAUCAUCAAGAUGAGGAGCCGUUUGGAUCAUUAGAGGCAAAUUCGCAUCUUCAGAGACCGGCACCGGCAGGAAUUGCGGAUACAAACAGACGAUCGGAAGAGAGCUAUGACCCCGAGAGAAGGGAGAUGAUGCAGAGGAGGGCCAUGAUGUUGUUGGGUACACCUGUCGAUCAUCGAACUGUUCCAUCGUCAAAUGCAUCAUAG
This is a messenger RNA of Talaromyces amestolkiae, 1722 nucleotides long. RefSeq lists its product as uncharacterized. Bases 1 to 1722 code for a protein of 573 amino acids. The transcript has 3 exons. Lineage: Eukaryota; Fungi; Ascomycota; Eurotiomycetes; Eurotiales; Trichocomaceae. The record is from RefSeq and is a predicted model, not a curated record.